This is a messenger RNA of Pleurotus ostreatus (oyster mushroom), 582 nucleotides long. RefSeq lists its product as uncharacterized. Lineage: Eukaryota; Fungi; Basidiomycota; Agaricomycetes; Agaricales; Pleurotaceae. The coding region runs from base 1 to 582 and encodes 193 amino acids. The record is from RefSeq and is a predicted model, not a curated record. The transcript has a single exon.
AUGGAACGCCAGUAUUCUCAUACUAAACCUCCUACGACUACAUCCCCCAAUAUGUUUACCGCAUCGUCCAAAGCCUCAUCUUCCUCCUCCAAGAAGAGCUUCCUCACGCGCAUUUUCAAGAACGCGCACCCAACGCAGCCGGUCUACGUUGAGGAGUCUUCCAAGAGGAGAAAGGUGAGUAAACACCAGAUCAAGUUAUUGUAUGUGGAUUGUACGAAGCGAGACGAGCCGGAGAACCAAGUGUGGACGCGCUGCGAGAGGCGCGUCGUCAGCAAAGAGUUGAUUUCUUUGGUUGGCGUUGACUGUACGAAGCGGAUGGAGGCUGACGCUGGCGUCGAGUCGGAUAGUGAAGGCUCAGAGUCGGAGACUGAGACUUGUGUUGGUGACGACGAGGACGAUGAUGCGAGUGUGUACUCGAUGGAGAGCUAUGUCGAGGUUGAGUCCGAUGUUAAGCAGUUGGAGGAUGGUGGCGAGCUCGCGGCGGCGGAGGCGAGUUUCUGGACUGUUCCUAGUGUGUACUCGAUGGAGAGCAUGUGCUCGUUCGACAGCGUGUGUUCUACUGACUCCGAGUUCACCAUCUAA